Agelaius phoeniceus (red-winged blackbird) is the source of this 3762-nucleotide messenger RNA. It is a transcript of the gene MAPK8IP2, whose product is annotated as mitogen-activated protein kinase 8 interacting protein 2. Gene Ontology annotation, molecular function: JUN kinase binding; MAP kinase scaffold activity. Gene Ontology annotation, biological process: regulation of JNK cascade; JNK cascade. The record is from RefSeq and is a predicted model, not a curated record. Gene Ontology annotation, cellular component: cytoplasm. Lineage: Eukaryota; Metazoa; Chordata; Aves; Passeriformes; Icteridae.
AUGGCGGAUCGCGCCGAGAUGUUCUCGCUCUCCACCUUCCACUCGCUCUCCCCGCCCGGCUGCCGGCCCCCCCAGGACAUCAGCCUGGAGGAGUUCGAUGACGAGGACCUGUCGGAGAUCACGGACGACUGCGGCAUCGGCCUCAACUACGACUCGGACCACUACGAGAAGGACUGCCUGGUGCUGGAGCGCGGGGAGCAGCCACACCCCGUGUGCACCUUCCAGGACGACUUCCAGGAGUUCGAGAUGAUCGACGACAACGACGACGACGACGACGAGGAAGAGGAGGAGGAGGAAGGCAACGAGCUGGAGGCACCGCCGUCCCCCUCGGCCUCGCCCAUCCCCUCGCCCGCCCUGGAGGAGACGCAGAAGCACCGCCCCACCACCCUCAACCUGACGGCCCCGGGCACCCAGGAUUCCCUGAACAACAACGGCGGCUUCGCCCCGCCCGCGCCGCGCCCCAGCUGGCAGGACGCGCUGCUGCACUCCUCCUCCUCCUCCUCUUCCUCACACACCGGACACUCGUCCCCCCACGCCUGCAUCCUGGACGGACCCUGCCUGGAGAGCCCGCCGGGCCCCGGGGGGGCUCCCCCCUCGCUGCCGCCCUCCCCCCUGGACUCGCAAGGCAACAGCCCCGAGUCCCUGGCACAUGGUAACCCAUCGCCCCCGAGAGCCGCGCCCGAUUUUAACAUGAACCUCAUCUCCGCUGCGCUCCGAGCUCCGCUCUCCCCGCCGCGCCCCCGCCAGCCGCCCCCGCCUCACCCCUGUCUCUCUCCAACAGGGCCCGCGGCUCCCCCCGGCGCCCCCGAGGCCGCCCCCCCGCCCCAGGCCGCCCCCCAGGCCCCCACGCAGCCCCAGGGCGGCGGCAGCCCGGGGUCCCCCCGCCCGCAGCCGCAGCCGCGGCCCCCCCGGCCGGAGCGGGACGGGGCUCCCGCGGAGCCGCUCAGCUCCGACGGGGAGGGCCCCCAGUCCGGCCGGGCCGCCAGCGUGCGCGGCCACCCCUCGGGCUCCUCGGAGACCACCUCGCCCUCCUCGGACCCGGGCAUCGAGGCCGACCUCACGAGCCGCACGGCCAAGCCCUUCCUGCCCGGCGGGCGGCGCGGGGAAGAGCUCAGCUCGCCCGGCUCUGACUCGGACGUGGACGGGGAGCUCGAGGCGGCUUUCGCCGGCGGGCGCCUGGUCAGCAACAUGAUCUCGUCCAUCUCGGAGACCGAGCUGGACCUCAGCAGCGACAGCAGCAGCGGCCGCUCGUCCCACCUGACCAACUCCAUCGAGGAGGCCAGCUCGCCCGGCUCCGAGGGCGAGCUGGAGCCCGAGCUGGAGGCGCCCGGCCUGCUGGGCAUCAAGGACUCGCUGCUGCUCGACAAGGGCAAGGAGGACGAGGAGGAGCCGGCAGAGAUGGGCCCGCCAGAGCAUGGCGUGCUCAGGAGGGAGAGCCUGGCCGAGCUGAAGAUGGACGCCUACUACGACAGCCUGGACCCGGCCGACGGCCCCGCGCCCGAGGGCCAGACCGACGUGUCCAGCGCCAGCCCCCUGGACCUGAAGAUCGACCCCGACCACAGCCUGGAGAGCAUCCGCCGCUCCUUCUACCUGCCCGUGGGGCCCAAGCUGAUGCCCGAGGCGGACGAAGAGGACAACAGCGAGUACGACUCCGACUCGGAGUCGGAGCCUGACCUGAGCGAGGACUCGGACUCGCCGUGGCUGCUCAGCAACCUGGUGAACAAGAUGAUCUCGGAGGGCUCGUACCCCAUCAAGUGCCCGGACGAGUGCUUCCAGAACAGCCACUCGCUGUGCGACACCAUCUCGCCCGCCUCCGACCUGGAGCCCGAGAUCCUGAGCGAGGCGCUGGACGAGGAGCCGGGCCCGCGGGACUCACCGGCAGCGCUGGCGGACACGGCCCCGGGGGCGCGGUGCCAGCGCGGCGCCAUCGAGCUGGUGGACAUGGAGACGCUGCGCAGCUCCCUGGCCGAGGCCGAGCACGCGGCCGCGGAGCCGCCGCCGGAGCCGCCGGCCGAGGAGCCAGGGCCCUUCCUGUUCCUCAGCAACCCCACCAACGACACCAUCGCGCCCGUGUGCCCCGGCCGCCCCGUUGCCCUCGGCCGCCUGGACGCCUCCGAGGUCCUGGCCACCCUGGGCUGCUGCCCGGCCUCGCUCCCACGGGCGUCCCCCGGCGCCGAGCCCGCCGUCACCGGCGGGGAUCGCCGCCCCGCCAGCCCCCGGCGCUGGGCCCUCGAUGGGGACCUGGACUCGGGCGUGCUGGAGGCCGACUCCAUGAUCGACGACGUCCGGUUAGCGCCCGACACCGACCCCACCGCGCUGGAUGUGUCCACGGCCAAGACCAACCGCGGCUUCACCAUGGCCUUGGAGGAGGCCGAGCCGGCCCUGGUGGCCUCGCGCCGGGGCAGCCCGGCCGGGGAGGCGCCAGUGCCGCCGGAGCCGCCGGCACUGGAUGAGUCGCUGGCCUACGACUCGGUCAAGUACACGCUGGUGGUGGACGAGCACACGCAGCUGGAGCUGGUCAGCCUGCGGCGCUGCACGUCCGUGCUCAGCGACGACAGCGACAUCCUGAGGGCCUGCGAUGACGAGGUGGCCUUUGGGGACGGGCUGGUGGCCCCCGACGUGCGCAGCUCCUCCGAGGACUCGUCCCCCGAGGCCGACCUGCAGUUCUCCAAGAAGUUCCUCAACGUCUUUGUCAACAGCACCUCGCGCUCCUCCAGCACAGAGUCCUUCGGGCUGUUCUCCUGCAUGGUGAACGGGGAGGAGCGGGAGCAGACCCACCGCGCUGUCUUCAGGUUCAUCCCGCGGCACGAGGACGAGCUGGAGCUGGACGUGGACGACCCCAUCCUGGUGGAGCUGGAGGAGGACGAUUACUGGUACCGGGGCUACAACAUGCGCACGGGCGAGCGCGGCAUCUUCCCCGCCUUCUACGCCCACGAGGUGGUGGGGCAGGCCCGCGACGCCGUCGGCCUGAAGCGGAACCCGUGCUGGGUGGAGCGGUUCAACGUGCAGUUCCUGGGCUCCGUGGAGGUCCCGUACCACCAGGGCAACGGCAUCCUCUGCGCGGCCAUGCAGAAGAUCGCCACCACGCGGAAGCUGACGGUGCACCUGCGGCCCCCGGCCAGCUGUGACCUGGAGGUGACACUGCAGGGCAUCAAACUCAUCCUGACCGUCACCGAGUACAGCCCCGAGCACGAGUUCGAGCGCUGCAGCCACUUCUUCCAGAUGAAGAACAUCUCCUUCUGUGGGUGCCACCCCCGGAACAGCUGCUAUUUUGGGUUCAUCACCAAGCACCCGGUGCUGAGCCGCUUCGCCUGCCACGUGUUCGUGUCACAGGAGUCCAUGAGACACGUGGCCGAGUGUGUCGGCCGAGCGUUUCAGGAAUAUUACCAGGAGCACCUGGAGUACGCCUGCCCCACAGAGGACAUCUACCUGGAGUAGGGUCCCUGCCACCCCCGGCACCCGGGGCCACCCCCGGCACCCGGGGCCACCCCCGGCACCCGGGGCCACCCCGCCAGGGACUCGGUGUCACUCUUAGGGACUCGGUGUCACCCCAGGGAUUCUGCAUCAUCCCCAGGGACUCUGUGUCACCCUUAGGGCCUCUGUGGGACCCCAGGGAUUCUCUGUGUGACCCUUAGGGACUCUGUGUCACCCCAGGGACUCUGUGUCACCCCAGGGACUCGGUGUGACCCCCAGGGACCCUGUGUGACCCCCAGGGAUUCUCUGUGUGACCCCAGAGUCUCUGGCCCCCCGCGCCCCCCCCCG